This is a messenger RNA of Verticillium alfalfae VaMs.102, 435 nucleotides long. RefSeq lists its product with no specific name. The record is from RefSeq and is a predicted model, not a curated record. Bases 1 to 435 code for a protein of 144 amino acids. The transcript has a single exon. Lineage: Eukaryota; Fungi; Ascomycota; Sordariomycetes; Glomerellales; Plectosphaerellaceae.
AUGAGGCGGGACAGCUCCGCGCCAAGCCCGCGACGAUCGCCUGUCAAGCCCAACCCUAGGCCCCUACCGCCGCCGAUCCCGAAGACGAAGGUUUUGAUCCGUUCGCCAGGCGGUGGUUUGAAUCGCACGCCUCCACCAGGAUCACAACCUGCCGCGCCCGAACCGAUAGACCCAGUGGACCCAACACGAGACCUGGAGUCGUCUCAAGCACGUCUGCUGGACGAGUCGCAGGCAGGAUCAGAAGUGCCCGAACCAGAAGAGCCAGAAGAGCCAGAGCUUCCGCCGACACCGACACAAAAGGGACUCGAAGACCCAAUUGUCACUACGCCGCCGACAGGUAUCCACAACACGCCGUCUAAGCGCAGCGAAAGGCGGAAGAAGCGAUCCCGGCAUGAAGAGCCCGCCAUUAAAGCGCCAACCCAUGAGGCCUUCUGA